Molecule: messenger RNA, 946 nt
Organism: Nyctereutes procyonoides (raccoon dog)
Lineage: Eukaryota; Metazoa; Chordata; Mammalia; Carnivora; Canidae
Gene: GZMA
Product: granzyme A
Exons: 5
Coding region: 36-818 (260 amino acids)
Biological process (GO): positive regulation of apoptotic process; negative regulation of oxidoreductase activity; proteolysis
Molecular function (GO): serine-type endopeptidase activity
Source: RefSeq, a predicted model, not a curated record
UUUCCACGCCGAUUGAUGUGGGGACAACAGCCACAAUGAGGAACUCCUGCACGUUUCUGGCAUCCUCUUUCUCCAUUGCUAUUUUUCUCCUGCUGGUUCCUGGAGAUUUCUGUGUAGAAAUUAUUGGAGGAAAUCAAGUGAGUCCUCAUUCAAGACCCUACAUGGUGCUACUUAAAGGAAAAAAAAUAUGUGCUGGAGCCCUGAUUGCAGAAGACUGGGUAUUGACAGCAGCUCACUGUGUCCUGGACAAAAAUUCCCAGGUCAUUCUUGGAGCUCACUCAAUCACCAAGAAGGAGUCGGAAAAACAGAUUAUGUUUGUUAAGAAAGAGUUUCCCUAUCCGUGCUUUGACCCGGACACACAUGAGGGGGAUCUGAAACUUUUACAGCUGAAGAAAAAAGCAAAAGUUAAUAAAAAAGUGAGUAUCCUCCGGCUUCCCAAGAGGGGGGAUGAUGUGAAACCGGGAACCAUGUGUCGAGUCGCAGGCUGGGGAAGAAUUCACAAUAACUCCCCUCAGUCUGACACUCUGAGAGAAGUCAAUAUCACCGUCAUAAACAGAAGAAUCUGCAAUGAUGAAAAGCACUAUAAUUAUAAUCCUGUGAUUGGACUGAAUAUGAUCUGUGCCGGCAGCCUCAAUGGUGGAAAAGACUCAUGCAACGGAGAUUCUGGAAGCCCUUUGAUAUGUGAGGGUAUUAUUAGAGGCGUUACUGCUUUUGGCCUUCCAGGGAAAUGCGGAGACCCUCGAGGACCCGGCAUCUAUACUUUUCUGUCACAGAAGUAUCUCAGCUGGAUAAAUAAGACUAUGAAGGGGGUAGUUUAGAUAAUUGUAUUUCACUUCAUCUGCUGUCACUUCUUUUUUCACUGUUUGCUUCAAAUUUUUAUUUACAUUCCAGUUAGUUAACAUGUAGUAUAGUAUCGGUUUCGAGAGUAGAAUUUUGUUAUUCAUCA